Penicillium salamii is the source of this 1632-nucleotide messenger RNA. The record is from the annotation of a GenBank genome assembly. NCBI's taxonomy places the organism in Eukaryota, Fungi, Ascomycota, Eurotiomycetes, Eurotiales, Aspergillaceae.
AUGGGCGAGCUAGAAGUCGAACCACUCGAUCAUGAAAUUUCCCCAACCGAGCAAAAGCCUUUGGCAACAUGGCGUCUGUCACUGAUUUUGUUCAGUCUGUGCGUAGGGCUGAUGCUCUCCAUGAUGGACAAUUCCAUUGUCUCAACAUCUCUUUACACGAUUUCAAUGGAGUUUGGCUCCCUGGCGGAAGGAAUCUGGACCGUCUUAGCAUACACAUUAUCUUAUCUUGGAUUCGCAGUGAUUUUUGCUCAGCUGAGUGACUUUACUGGUCGCAUGUUCGCCGUGCUGGGCGCAUUUACUGUCUUUAUCGCUUUCUCCAUUGGCUGUGGAUUCGCGCAAUCGCUGCACCAGCUUAUCAUUUUUCGAACGUUUCAGGGUGUAGGUGGCUCAGGGCUGUAUGCACUGACUCUUAUCAUCGCUUUGGAGUUGAGUACAUCUAAGACGUGGCCUGUUAUUUCGGGACUGGUCGGGGCCACAAUUGCCAUUGCCGGUGUUCUCGGGCCAAUCUUGGGUGGAAUAUUGACCGAAUAUGCCUCGUGGAGAUGGAUCUUCUGGAUCAAUGCCCCUUGUGGCGUGGUGCCCAUGAUAAUCUUCGCCAUUGCUUGGCCGAAAGGCCAAUCCCACGACCAUGCUAUUCGCAAACAGAUCACUCAAUUCGAUUUGCUCGGAAGCUUGCUACUCCUCGCAGCCUCGGUCUUAGUAGUUUUUGGUCUUCAUGAGGCCGGCACAGGAACCUAUGCGUGGGGCAGCUCUGUGACUGUUUCGACACUAGUGAUCGGUGGCCUUUGCUGGGUAGCCCUUUUCACAUGGUCGUUUGUUCUUUCGCGGCCACGAUGGUCUCAAAUUGCCGCCAUAUACCCAUGGGAUCUGUUCUCAUGCCGUGUGAUGCUCGCUGGAAUCAUAUCAACUAUGUUCACAGGCUUCACCUUCUUUGUUGUUAUCUUCAAUCUGCCCCUUCGCUCUCAGAUUGUUAAUGGCCUGUCGCCAGCUGCUGCAGGUGUGCGUUUACUUCCUUUGCUUUGUGCGACGGCUGUAGGUUCAUUCCUGGGCGGAGCGGCAUCAAGCAAGAAGAAUCGAACUUUCCACACGUUUGCUAUCGCAACUGCCUUUGUGAUUCUUGGUGCUGGAUUGCUCUCGACUAUUCCUGCUGACUUCAAGAUCCCAGGCAAGGUUUAUGGAUUUGAGGUGGUUGUCGGGUUUGGAAUUGGGUUGACAUUCUCAACAAUCAGUUUGUUGACGACAAUUCAAACAACUGCCCACCUGCACGGUAUGUUCUUAUCCUAUCAUGAGUUCCAGCCCCUCUCUGACAAUAUAAAACCAGCCGUGGCUCAGGGAAUUGUGUCUCAAGUUCGUGUCCUCGGUGGUAGUAUUGGAAUUGCAGCUGCAAAUGCUCUAUUUCGCGUCCAAUCACAUAAAGAGCUGCAAGGUAUUUUGACUGAAGAGCAAAUUGGCGCACUACAGACGUCCACUAAGAUUUUGAACACCCUGGAUGCUCCUGAAGCUCAAGCAGUACGACAGACAUACUCAGACGCCUUCAGUCAGAGUAUGCGGGUGUGUACUUACAUGGCAGCAGUGGCUUUCAUAGCUGCAUUGUUCACAUGGCAGCGAAAUCCUCCACACAAGAAACAUUAA